UUUUUUUUUGCUUUGUUCUUUUCUUUUGUUUGUACACAUUCUAUUUACAUUUACAUUUUAUAUUUAUUUAUAUUAAUAAACAUAUACAAAACAAUUAUGCCUUCAACAAUUCAGGAAAAUAAAUUAUUUUAUUCACCAUUUGAAACCGAAUUUCAUAAGAAACGUUCAUAUCUUAAAUCAACAACAAAGAGUCGUAGAGGCAUAAGAUCAAUUCGCUCUAUAAAUUUAAUUUCGAAUACAACUCAACAAAAUAAAUAUUAUCAAUUGACAGUGACUGAUCCGAAUUCAUCAUGCAAUAAAAAGGAUUUCUUAGGUUUAUUGCCUUACGAAAUUUCUUCUCAGAUCAUUUUAAAUUUGGAUAUUUAUAGUUUAUGUCAAAUAUCCACCGUUUCAAAAACUUGGUAUAAACUUGUUCGGUCGAAUGAUAUUUGGAAAAGGAAUGUGAUUUCAAGAUGGAAUAUAAGUCAUAGACAUAUUCAAUUAGAUUGGUAUCAUUUUUAUAAACAACGUCAUAUCUUAAAUUCAAGAUGGGAAACAGGACGUGUAGCUACUCAUAGUCUGUAUGGACAUCAUGAUAGUGUCUAUUGUCUUCAGUUUGAUAAAAUCAAGAUGAUGACGGGGAGUCGCGACAAGACGAUUAAAAUCUGGGAUCUUCGACGAUACCAAUGUGUGGGUACACUCUAUGGUCAUGAAGGAAGUGUACUCUGUUUAAAAUACAAUGAUCAAUUCAUCAUCUCCGGUUCCUCUGACACGACGAUUAUUGUCUGGAGUAUGGCUACACUCCAGCCUCUCAUGCGUCUCUAUGGUCAUACCGGAGGUGUUCUUGAUUUGUGUUUUAAUCAUCAAUAUAUCAUCAGUUGUUCUAAAGAUAAAUCGAUCCGAAUUUGGGAUAUUAGAACAGGUCGUUUAGUUCGAACCAUCUUGGGUCAUGUGGGUCCUGUGAACGCUAUCCAGUUAGAAGGUGAUAGAUUAGUAUCUGCCUCAGGUGAUGCCCUUAUUAAAAUGUGGAAUAUCCAUACUGGUGAAUGUCUUCGUAAAUACGUCGGCCAUACACGUGGCUUAGCCUGUGUUCGUUUUGAUGGUUCCAGGAUCGUGAGUGGUUCAAAUGAUAAAACGAUCAAAGUUUGGAAUGCAGAGACAGGUGAAUGUCUUUUAAGUUGUGAAGGACAUACAGACCUCGUAAGAUCAUUGAGUUUUGAUAAAGAUCGUAUUAUUAGUGCAAGUUAUGAUCAAACGAUUCGAGUCUGGGACAUCAAAACGGGUACAUGUCUUCUUAACUUUCAAAAUGGUCAUUCUAGUUGGAUUUUUGAUGUUCAAUUUGAUUCGACAAAAAUUGUUAGUACAAGUCAAGACAAAACAAUACUUGUUAUGGAUUUUACCUUUGGAUUAGAUACCCAAUUCUUUUAAAAGAAAAGAAGAAGAAGGAGAAAAAACAAGCAAGGGAGAAAGAUGUUUAUUGUAUAUAUCUAUACACACACACACACACACACACACACACUCACUCACUCACUCAUACAAAUAUAUCAAUGAUUAUGUACAUAUUUAUCACUGUAUUAUUAUUAUAUGCCAUAAAUGUAU
This is a messenger RNA of Cokeromyces recurvatus, 1578 nucleotides long. Its product is annotated as WD40-repeat-containing domain protein. The coding region runs from base 97 to 1407 and encodes 436 amino acids. The transcript is spliced from 4 exons. The record is from RefSeq and is a predicted model, not a curated record. Lineage: Eukaryota; Fungi; Mucoromycota; Mucoromycetes; Mucorales; Mucoraceae. Gene Ontology annotation, molecular function: protein binding.